This is a messenger RNA of Paramecium tetraurelia, 3141 nucleotides long. RefSeq lists its product as uncharacterized. Lineage: Eukaryota; Ciliophora; Oligohymenophorea; Peniculida; Parameciidae. The transcript is spliced from 10 exons. The record is from RefSeq and is a predicted model, not a curated record.
AUGAUACUUGAAUAUGCUCUAAAUGAAGAGGAUGAUUAUAAACGAAUGACUAAUAUUACGAGAGGAUGUUAAUAAUUAGCAUAAUAAUUGCCUUUUUAUUCUAACUUUACAAACUCAAAUCUAAUUAGACAAUUAUUUUGUUGUUAUCCUUUUUAACAAGAGCCUGUAAAAUUAUUAUUGUCAAUAAUGAUGGACAGAUUUCAAAAUGUUGAAUUUUUGAAUAGUUUUUAUAAAGGGUUACUAGAAAUAGCAUUGCUUUAAGAAUAGAAGGCAAUGUUGAGCAGUAGAUCGCCUGGGAGAGGCAGAAAAAGUUUUUCAAAGUACUUGAGCUAUGAUAUUAGGAAUAUAAAAUGGAUAGUAAGGCUUGGCAAAAAAUUAAUUUCCAAACAAUUUGCAGUUUCAUUUUUAAAGCCAAUGUUCCUACUGGUGCAACAACUAAGGUAGUCUCUAGAGAGUAGAAGUGGAAUCUUCAUGACCUUUAUUUUUAAUACCAGGGACGAAUAAGUAAUAAAAUUGGUUGUGGACAAUUUUGAAGAGUGUAAAAGUGAGAUCUUUGGAGCAUGUACUUGGGUAAACAGAAUUGAUGAAUAGAUAGUUUAAUUUUUUUAUUCAAAUUAAAUAAUAAGGUCUUCAAACAUUAUUUAAGUGGAUUAAGACGGUGUUGAUGAACAAUAAGAAUCUUCUGAAUCUUCAAUUGAAAUAGAUCCAAAUGAGGAAAUAUAAAAAUGGAUUUGUUAGAAGAACACACCUAUGGUUAAUGAAUAAUUAGAUUACUUUCGAAGUUUUGAAUAUUUGGACUUAAUUUUCAAAUAUAUGUUUGAUCCUUGUCAUUUCAGUGCAAUACAUGAAUGGGAACAUCAUUAUGAUGAUAUUUAAAUCAAGCACACUUAAAAUUCAAGGAAAUUAAAUUAAAAUAAAGAUAUAGAUAAAUUAUUAUUACUUCGCUCAUUGAAGACUAUAAAAAUACUUAUGCAUGAAAACAAUUACCCAAUCAUUACUAAACUUGUACCUUAAUUUCUAUUUAAAUUAUUUCAUUAUAUUUACGAUUCCUUAAAUGAUUAUGAAAGAAACAUUGAUUUAAAUUAGAUUGCAUUUAUCUUAGACUUUCUAUUACAGACAAAUCCUAGACAAUCGAUAUUGAUGAUAGUAGAAUUUAAUUUGAUGUUUCAAUUGGUUUCCAUGAUAUAUAAUGAAAAUAUAGCCAUGCUUGUAUAGAAAAUAAUCUCAGAUGAAUAUGAUAUGGGGAAUUAUGUGUUUGAUCAUCUUUGGUAAUACUUAGAUUGCACAAAUUGGAUUCAAUAUUUCCUAAGCAUUGCCUUAACAUUGUAAGUUGAUACAUUCAGAGCAAAUAAAAAUAAUCAAAGCGAUAAAACAGUUUAAAUCAUAGGUUUAUUAAAACAAUAGAUAAAUUAUGACAGAUUAAUUCAUUAAGAAGAAAUAAAUGUGGACGAAAAGAAGUUGUUAACAGAUUACUUAGGUUAAUUACAAGCAGGAAAGAACUACAUUUAGUUUUACAGUAUGAAUCAACUUAAUUGGCAUAUGAACUAAAAUGUUAAAGAGAAUAUAACAGUAAGUGAACUAUUGGGUAAGGAUGUAGACAACUUAAUGCAAUUCAGAACAGAGAGACAGAUGUAUUAAUCAAAAGUUUAAAUGUCAAUAAGAGAAAAACUGUUUGUUCCUCAAAUGACAUAAUAAGAAACAAAGUUUAUUAGAGGAAAUAGUAAAAGAUAAAUAAAGGAAACUUUACAAUAGAGGGAAUUGACUAAUAAAUAAAUUGCUCAAACUGUAAAAUAAUUGCCAAGGUUGACUAUUGGAAAUUAAGAGUUAUCAAAAUGGAUUAAUGCAGGAAAGAAUCAGAUUAAUCUUAGUGUUGCAAUGUCUCCAAAGAGAACACCAAGAAGCUUUCAAAUUAAAACUGAAUAGAGCACUGAUUUUUCUUCAUUCUAUGAAGGUUUUUCAAGUGGAAGACUAAAAGGAUUGUAUCCCAGUCCUAAGAUCUCGAUUUAAUCUAGUAGUUUUGAAAGAAAAGCCAAAAAAUUUCAAUCAGAUGUUAAACUUCUACCAAGUUGUAUAUCUAUUUUAAAGUAGAUAAUACAGAGCAUCUUCUAAAACAUGAUGAGUCUUACCUCAUAGAAUAAAAAAUAAGCAUAACGAUUAAAAAUUGAAUAGGACAGCAUUUUACCAUCCUUUUUAAACAAGGAAAUGUUGAGUUAAUUAUUCAGAGUUUAUUUAUAUGACAUCAAUAAUUAGGAUAAAACGAUAUCAGAUGCAUCUUGUGAGUGUGGUUUGAUUAUAAAUGAAAUUUAUUUAAAUUGCAAAUAGCAUUCAGAACUUCACUAAUAUAAAUCUCUUUUAAAGUCUUGUUUUUAUGAAAUUGGGGAUUAUAUUUGUAAGGUUAUAGUCAAAUUGCAUGAUUCCGAAUAACCAUCAAAAUUUAAGAGGCAUUUGCUAACAUCUACACUACAAGAAGGUUUGAUCCUAUUUGGGGAAUAAUAAGACACUCCUAAGAAUAUAUUUGGUAUCUUAAAUGAGACUGCCCUACAUUUACUGAUAAUUUGGUUCUUUGAUAGCGAUCAAGCUAAUACCUACUAGUAAACAUUUGUGAAGUUAUUUACGAUAAUAUUUUCAAGAGCCCCUUAGUAUUUGCUGGGGAUAAUCCUUUUUAAACUUGGAUUGAUUAGUUCUUUGUAAAAUGCUUACUUUAAUUUCUUCAUAAACAGUGUAAAAUUUACAACUGGAGCUGAAAGUCUUUUUUAUUAUGUUAGUGUAAUGAUAUACGCCAUUAAACGUUCUUUGCUAACUAGGAAGACUGAAUCUAUCUUAAGUAACUUAGAACCUUUGAGUUCAUGGAAACAAUUCAAGGAAGUGGAAAUAGAUAAUAACUCCAAAUUUGUAUAGCACAUUGAAUCCAUAUUAUAAGAGCAUGAUGGAAAAACUCCGAGAUAAAUUAUAAAAAAGAAAACAAUUACGAUUCACUCUAAAAACGUUAUGUAAAGUCGAAGAUCAUAGUUAUAAAUGCAAUUUCAAAAUAAGGUUAGGAUUACAAUGCAAUAAACGACAAACGAUAUUGUAAAUUUGAUGAGAGUAAAGGAUAAAUUACUUCAUAAUAAGAAAAUUAUGCCUUCAUAAAAUAAUUAAUGA